AUAUGAGCGAGAUGUAGGAUUACAGAUUUCCUGUGCGGUGUUUCGGUUUUUGUUUCUGUGUUUUGGCGGACGAGAACGCAAGGAGGAUGAGCGGUUUAGUGACGUAGAUUUGAAGUUUUAGUUUUGCUUUUGGAUUUAUUUAACGGGUCAGAUUUGCCCGUAUUCUUACGAUGAAUUAUCAGAAAAAACUGACAGCAUGCACUUUGAUAUCUUACAUCGUGAUUUCAAUUUUAGUUACAGGAAAAAAUGCAUCUUCCAUCCAAAUACGCCCCGAAUCUUGUACCAACGCAAUGGGGGACAAAGGAACUUGUAUGUUCGUCUGGCAAUGCAUCAAGCAGGACGGCACUCAACUAGGACCCUGUGUAGACCGCUUUCUUGUGGGCACCUGUUGUCAGCUUCCAAAGGAGGAAGAUAACAUGGUGCUUGGAUCUUCAGAUAAUUCCUCGACUUCUAAACCCUAUUUUCCGACCAAAGGAAAUGUCUUCACCAAACCGAAGCCGACGACUGUGCCGACCAGGCCUUCUGAAGCGACGACUCCGCAACUCACAAUCGGCACUAGCUCACUUGUGAUAGCACCCGUGACAUUGCCACCAGUGCCUAAACCAUUGGCAUCAUCUCUCAUCAGUCAAGCUGCAACUCCUCAAAUUGUGGUUGCAACGACGAAAAAACCGAAUUUGGAUGAUUAUUCAGAAUGCGGAGUUCAGUCUCCUUAUCCGAAAAGUAAGGUUGUGGGAGGAACACAUUCUGCGUUUGGAGAGUGGCCUUGGCAAGUGUCCGUCAGGCGCUCGACGUUUUUUGGAUUUACCAGCACUCAUAGGUGCGGUGGUGCAAUACUAAAUGCUAAUUGGAUAGCCACAGCUGGACAUUGUGUUGACGAUCUGCAGAAACCUCAAAUUCGCAUUAGAGUGGGAGAAUACGAUUUCAAUACCGUAGAUGAGCCAGCUGCCUUCCAGGAGAGAGGGGUGCUCAGAAAAAUUGUCCAUCCUCGAUACAACUUCUUCACUUACGAGUACGAUCUCGCACUCGUCAAGCUGGAUUCCCCGUUGGUGCUGAAGCCCCACGUGAGGCCCAUUUGUCUACCAACCAAAGAUGAAACCUACAUCGGCUAUAAUGCUACUGUUACCGGCUGGGGAAGAUUGAGCGAAGGGGGCUCCUUGCCCACGAAAUUACAGCAAGUCACAGUGCCAAUCAUCAGCAACGAUAAAUGUCAGAAAAUGUUCAAGAAAGCAGGUCGUCAUGAGCUCAUUCCUUCUAUCUUCUUGUGUGCAGGGUACGAAGCGGGAGGCAGGGACUCCUGUCAGGGUGACUCUGGUGGUCCUCUUCAAACAAAAAGAGAAGAUGGACGUUGGUUUCUCGUAGGUAUCAUAUCCUGGGGUAUAGGCUGUGCAGAACCAAACAUGCCUGGUGUUUGUACUAGGAUAUCAAAAUUUACAGAUUGGAUUACUCAGACCAUUAGCUGAGAAAGUUCAUCUUCCUACAUUUAUAAUUCAUCACUCAUUGUUAUCAAGUUGAGACUUGACGUUGACAUUUUCGAGUCAGAUUAGCUCAGCUGAUGACCACCGGCCAUUGGUUUUGAAGAAACCGUGAUUGAAGAUACAGAAAAUUUCAAAUCUUCUUACGAAAUCUCAUGUUGAGAGUGAGAAUAGUUUGCUUCCUUCCUGAAUUUUGAGCCAACAAAAAAAAAAAAAAAAAAAAAGGGGGGAAAAUUCCGAAUUCAAAACAUAGUUACCAAAGACAACGCCAUGAAUGUUUGGCUUCAGUUGAAGUCAUUGAAAUGAGUCUUUGGUGGCUAGUUUCGAUUUAGAAGUGGAAAUUUCUAUGAACUUCAGUGGAGCAUAUGUUGGACAAAAGAAUCAGUAAGCUAUUGCUUCAAAAAAUGUGCCUUUUCUAAUUUGUGUUCAGAGAAAAUUCGUACAUAACAGUUCUUACUCUGUGGACAUUACAAGAACCAGUAAUGGUAUUGAAGUUCAUUUAUGCUGCGAAAUAUUAGUAACAUCUUGUGGAAGACAUUAUAUUUAUAUGUAUUUAAAAUAUUCUAGAAAUGAUGGAGCAAGAGAAACAGUUUACACACCUUUUUAAGGCAAUUCUUACUGUGAUUUUUAAAACUUUCCUUUCCAAUUCAUCAUAUACAUCAGAAAUUUCGCUUUCUUCAUACUGAGGUUGAAAUUUUUCUGUGUAUCUUCAAUUCUUUUAAAAUGUUGUAUAUUUCGUGCGAAAAUUGGACUGAGCAUGCGCAAACGAACGAACCAAAAGAGCUGAGCUUUUAAACUGGGGAUGAAAUUAAGCUUGUAGAACAAGCUAAGUUCGUGUUGAUGGUAAAAUAAUACGAAUGUUUUUAUUUCUUGAAAAAUCUUGUAAACAUUUUUAAGUGUUAAAAAAUUUGGAAAAACUAAUUUGAUAAGCACUUAAGAUGAUAUUUUAUUAGCAUUUUGAAUGCUGUUAAAACAGCAGAUUCCUAUUUUUUCGUCUAAGUGGUUGUAUGUUGUCAAUAUUUUUGUAAUUGUGUUAAAACGAAAUUGUA
Molecule: messenger RNA, 2521 nt
Organism: Uloborus diversus
Lineage: Eukaryota; Metazoa; Arthropoda; Arachnida; Araneae; Uloboridae
Product: serine proteinase stubble-like
Exons: 8
Coding region: 171-1460 (429 amino acids)
Biological process (GO): proteolysis
Molecular function (GO): serine-type endopeptidase activity
Source: RefSeq, a predicted model, not a curated record